GCCUUGCCACUCACAGCUCGGCUUCUCUAUUGUUGGCUCCCCGGAAGGGGGCAGAUUUGGGUGUGGAAGUACGAGAGAGAGAGAGAGAGAGAGAGAGAGAUCUUGCGAGCACUUGCAAGGGACUUCAGAUGCUCAGCGUUGUCCCUCUGCGCCGCGAUCGGGACCCUAAACAUGGCCACGUCUCCGGCUCUUCUCUGCAGCUGUGUGAUUGUCGCAGUGCUAAUCAGCUUCUUUCGCCGAGCCGACGGAUUUAACAUCGACUUGCGUUUCCCGGUGAUCAAGCAAGGGCAGAACGAAGGCAGUUUCUUCGGCUUCUCGGUCGCACUGCACAGACAGACGGUGGGGGACAACAGAUACCUGUUGCUGACUGGUGCUCCAAAAGAGAAGGCUACCUCUAACAUCAAUGCCAAUGCCAAUGAAACGGGGGCACUCUACUAUUGUCCCAUUACCAACGACAUGACUGACUGCAGCAGGGUGGACCUCAUUCAGAAAGUGUCUCCGUCGACAGAGAUGAUUGAAGGCAUGUGGCUUGGAGUGACAGUGGCCAGUCAAGGAGGUCCCACUGGAGGAAGAGUGCUGGCCUGUGGACACAGAUACGUCAGGAUCAUGAUGUCGGGCAAUGAAGAGCAACUGCGUAUGAUUGGAAAGUGUUUUGUGAGGGGCAACGGUCUUAACUACGAUCAAGAUGAUGACUGGCAGAUCCACCACUACGAGGUCUGCAACCCGGCGGGAGACCUGGACAUGGAGGGCAUGUGCAGCAUGGGAAUGGCAGCAGGCAUGACUGAAACGGACGUAUACAUUGGCAUGCCGGGAAGCUUCAACUGGCAAGGUAGCAUUGAUGUGACGUGGCGGAAUCCAAAUGAGGGUGAAUCUUGGGACCUCCAAGAAAGGAAGCUGUCCAAUCUGGACAAGUCAAACAGCUACAUCGGAUAUUCUGUCCUCGACGAGAAAAAUAUCUUUUAUGCAGACCGCUACACGAUUAUAUCAGGAGCACCUAGGGAUGAACACAAGGGGGCAGUGUACCUGCUGGACAGCCAAAACGAACUUGUGAGCAACAUGACCUUAAACGGACAGCAAGUGGGCUCCUACUUUGGGAACAGCCUGGCAGCCACGGACCUGAACAAUGACGGCUGGAAAGACCUAAUUGUCGGUGCGCCCUUCUACUUUGACCGGAAGAAAGAACUGGGCGGAGCUGCCUACAUCUUCAUGAAUGAGGGCGGCAGCUUUCAGGCCACACCCACUGUGGUGCUGAACGGGGUCAGUGAGUCGGGCUUUGGAUUUGCGGUGGCCAGCAUUGGGGACGUCAACCAGGACGGCUUUCAAGACAUUGCAGUCGGGGCACCCUUUGAUGAAUCGGGCAAGCUGUUCAUUUAUCAUGGAACCAACCAGGGGCUCGCCCCGGAGCCCAGUCAGGUGAUCGAUGGGAAAGACAUCGGCACAGACGGAAUCAGGACCUUCGGCUACUCUGUCAACGGCGGCCUUGAUGUGGAUGAGAACGCCUACCCUGACAUCUUGGUGGGAAGUUUGUCUAACAAGAUAGCGCUGCUCAGGUCUCGGCCAGUCAUUCAGCUCUCCAAGACAUUCACUGUGUCUCCGGCUAUUGUGGAUCCUGCCAAGUGCACCUCCACGUCUUGCAUAUCAGUGGAGCUGUGCUUCAGUUAUAUUCUGAGUACAGGAAACAAGGAUUUCAAAAAGGAAAUUACUCUUAAUUUCCGCCUGGAAGCGGACGCCGAACGCCGGGUGCCACGGGUGAGGUUCCCCAACACGGCCACUCCUGCUGUUUACGAGGCUCAGUUCAAGAUGCCAGCAAUGAAGUGUGUGACAGUGGACCUCAUUCUGAGUGACAACAUCAAAGACAAGCUGCAGCCCAUCGUUUUUGCUCUGAAUUACUCGAUCCCAGAGUCGAGGCCGAAAAGUCGCAGAGGUGCCAUCCAGAAUCUGGACGCGUUUCCAGUGCUGAGUGACACACAGAAGAACCGGGACACUCGGGAGAUCAGCUUCCAGAAGGAAUGUGGCAAUGACAACAAGUGCAGGAGCAAUCUGCAGGUGACGGCGGCUUUCACCACCGAGCAGCAAGUUGACCUGCCCAGCAAAGCUGGAAGGCAGGUCCUACAGUACAGUCCAGAUGUGAAGAAGCUCUAUGUGACCGUGAAUGUGACAAAUUAUCCAAGUGCCACAAAGGAGGCGGAGGAUGCCCACCAGGCUAUCCUAAACAUCACACUCCCUCCAACGCUGCAGUAUUCGGGGGUCCGAUCGGAUAAGGUCCGCUGCCAUUAUGAGGAGACCUUGCUGUGUGAGCUGGGCAAUCCUUUUAAAAGCCUUGAGCAGGCGACUAUUCUGUUGAUCUUCGAGGCAUCCGGCAUCACCCUCAACACGCAGGAGAUCAGCGCACAGCUCCAGCUUUCCACACAGAGUGAACAGAGUGACCUGAAGCCCCUGACUAUAAUGUUACUCAUCGAGUAUGACGUGCAGGUCACAUUCACAGUGGACCGCUCAGUACAGCUAACCUACUUCAGCGGGACCGUGAUGGGGGAAUCAGCCAUGAAGACCGGCCAGGAUGUCGGGAGCCUCGUGGAAUACACCUUCACGGUGACAAUGAACAGCGAGCCACUGGGUGACAAGGGGACACUUCAGUUGGAGCUCGAGUGGCCCUACGAGAUCGCCAACGGCAAGUGGCUGCUGUACCUCAUGGCGAUUUCAACUAAAGGGACUGCGGCGACACGCUGUGUGCCUCCCGGCGAGGAGGUGAACCCUCUCAAUCUUACACUGUCCAAACUACCGCCAAGGUCGAAGAGGGAGGCAGAAGGGCCUGCACAUAUGGAAUCAGGAUUAACACUUUCGGCAUCCAGUAAGGGAAAGCCCACAUUCCGGCUGGACUGUUCUCAGCACACAGCAAAUUGUAUAAGAGUCCACUGCCCGCUUGUAAACAUGACGCAGGAGGCCAAGGUCACUGUGAGAUCUCGCGUGUGGAACAGCACGUUACUAGAGGAAUUCAGAGACGCCAGCCGGGUGACCGUGACUGCCAUAGCUAAGCUCAGACUGGUGAAUUCAAAGCCUACGAUCCGAAUGGAAGAAAAGCAGUUGCAGCUUUCCCUCAACAUUGACUCGGAGAUCGCCGAGGAGAAGCCUUAUGAGAUCGAACUGUGGAUCAUCAUCGUGGCCGUGUUAGCUGGCGUCCUUCUGCUGGGACUCAUAAUCCUACUGCUUUGGAAGUGUGGCUUCUUUAAGCGCACCAGCUACUACAGGAUCAUGCCAAAGUACCAUGCGGUGAAAAUCCGAAAGGAGGAACGCUACCAGUUUAAUGAAGGCUUUCUGACCAAGAAUCCAAAGAAAAAGCACUGGGUCACGAACUGGACUGAAAUGCAACGCUAUUACUACUGACUUGCCUUUAAGUGCGGCCUGCGAGGCAGGACAUUGUCCACUCAGGAACACCAGGGGGCAGCAUUUGCGCCCACUGGCCGUCAGAGGCUUGUGGCCUCCUUGAAGCAGAAGCGCGCAGGGCCACCGCCAGCCGCAUUGGCAUCGACGUGCGUUUUCUCAAAAUAUUUUGGUGUCCGGUGCAAUACUACGUGUGAUCCGAUGGCCGACACAUUUCAAUGCAACAACAACAAAAAAAACUCAUUCUUUACCAAAAUAUUUUGAUUAAAGUAAGCCUGGAAAAGAAAUGGAUGAACUACUGUUUGUUGCAUUAAUGUAAAUCUGUAUAUUUUUGAAAUAAAAAGGGAAGGGUU
This is a messenger RNA of Polypterus senegalus (gray bichir), 3731 nucleotides long. RefSeq names its product integrin, alpha 3b (gene itga3b). Lineage: Eukaryota; Metazoa; Chordata; Cladistia; Polypteriformes; Polypteridae. The record is from RefSeq and is a predicted model, not a curated record. Gene Ontology annotation, biological process: cell adhesion mediated by integrin; leukocyte migration; integrin-mediated signaling pathway. The transcript has 25 exons. Gene Ontology annotation, cellular component: integrin complex; external side of plasma membrane. Gene Ontology annotation, molecular function: integrin binding. Bases 172 to 3381 code for a protein of 1069 amino acids.